AUGGAGUUUCGCGGCCUGUCCACAGCUCGCUACGAUGACGAGUCCAGGGAGGCCGAGGUAGUUCCGGCGGCUGGACUAGUCAAGGUGACGAACCGCUGGCGCCUUGAGGAGGACGUUGAGAUGAAGACUCCGACCGCAGUCGCGGCCAACGCAUUCGCGCGUGCAGCUUUGACGGACAGGCGCAAGGCGAGGAAGAAGCCCAACUACCUCCACCACUGGGAGCGGUGCGCCAUCAUCAAGCGCGUCGCGGAGGGGGAGCCCCAGGCGGCGCUGGCCCGCGAGUUCGGCGUCACCCGCGCCGCCGUCUGCCAGAUGUACAAGAACAGGAAGAAGAUCCUCGCGCACGGUCGCGCGUCUCGGUCCAAGACGGUGGCGCUGCUCUUGGCGACGCUCAAGGCGCGGGGAACGAACCCAGCCGCAAUCCGCCGCGCAGCAGCCCGACUGACUUUCAUUUUGAUCGAGGAGGUGAUUGCGAGCUUCGAUACGCUCAACGAACCUACUGGUGCAACUGAGCAAUCGCUCUCGGCGUCAGAGCAGAUCAUCCCGUUCUGCGGAGUCGUCCUCGGCGACGAAAGCGCUGCGUUUGCGCGGGCCUUUGAGCAAUUGGACCCCGGCGCACCCACAGGCCAGAUCCAAGUGAAGAUGGAUGUGGUGGACGACGGACGUGUGUGCUGGCGACUGGUGUAUCUGGACGUGCCGGAAGACGUUUCCAGCUAUGAAGUGCUCGUCUUUUCGACUUUUGGAAAUGGCGGCGCAGAGUGCAGGGCGAUCGAGGCGCUGCGUCGCGUGGGUAUCCUCGAACAGCGGAUAUCUUUGGUUAUGGUUGCCUGCACAUCGCUCGGCUAUAAAGAGAUCUCGACACGAUUUCCAC
Molecule: messenger RNA, 871 nt
Organism: Phytophthora sojae
Lineage: Eukaryota; Oomycota; Peronosporomycetes; Peronosporales; Peronosporaceae
Exons: 6
Molecular function (GO): DNA binding
Source: RefSeq, a predicted model, not a curated record